UGUCAAAGCUAUUGGCGGACAACGUAUAAGAGUUUCUGAUGAAUCCAGAUCGCGCACUAUAGAAAGCACAUCAGUCUAUGAUUCUGUUAAUAAUAAUGAUCUCAAAAACUAUGAUUUGAAAACACACGAAAUAUCACCUUCAGUAUCGUUACCGGAUAUUAAAACCGAGAGCAAAAAGUCGUCUCUGAGUAAAAGUUCAAGUAAGAAAAUUUUAAAUAUAUCCAGUUCAAAUCGUACAAAACAAAAAAGCGUUUCUCCGAAAAGACCACCGAGACGAUUAAGAAAUAUAAAUAAAAUCGACGAUGACAGUGAAAGUGACAAUCAACGCUUACCAGAAAGAGGUUUCAGAAAGAAUGUUGAUUUCUCGCGUAAUUCUAAAAGCAAGAAUCACAAUACCGAUACUAUUAAAUCUAUAUUGAAAAACCUAGAAAUUAUGAUUUAAAUGAUUCAUCAACGAGAGUAGAAACAUCUGACGAUUCUUUCGAUAACAAACGUGCAAAUUCUUCUUUAUUUUAUUUACCUAAACCUAAAGAUAAAGGGUCGAUCUCAUCUCACAAUAUAUUACAAAGAAAACGUGUACAAUUCUUGGUGGAAAAUGAAGAAACUAAAGUGAUAUACACAGCAGAGUUAAAUCUUGAACAAAAUAUAGUAACAGAAAUACCAGAACCACUACCAAUUCAAAAUGAAACUGAAGAAGACAUUAUAGCCGAAGGUGAUAUAGUUAGCCAUAGUUUGCAUUCAACUACGAUUGAAGAAAUAGUUGAACCAGAAGAAAAAGAUACUUAUAAAGAUCCCCAAAUUUAUGAAGAUGUGCAGGUCAGUGUGCCGAGCUUUGAAGUAGUCUGUGAAGAAAAUCAAAUACAAGAGGAAAGUAAUGAACAAACAAUAAACGAUGAUAACCAAAAUAUCACUCUCAAAGAAGAUAACAAUAUUCCAAAGAUACCUGUGCUUCGUCGCUCAGAGUCGGAACGUUUGACAUCAACUUUAAUCAUUGACCCACCAAAAUUCUUAGAUACAAUGGCGUUAAGGCCGAAAAGUAAGCAUGGCCAUACAAGUCAAGUAUUUUUCACAUCUCCUAUGGAACCAGAGACAAAUACUCAAAGCCCUUACGUAUCUGCGCAAACAUUGAAUACUUCAGAGGAACUACCAAUAAAUAAUGACCACAUUGAAUCAGGCAAUUUGAGUGACAGUAGUGAUAUCACAAGAAAAAUUUUGAGUAACCUGAGGCGUGGUAUAUCUGAAUCCCCUGAACCACCGCCUAGGAUAAAAUCAAAAGAACGGACAAAAUCAAAGAAGCACAAUUAUGUCAAGACAAGGUUUGUACGUAACAAUUCUUCAAGUUCAACGAGUGAUGAAUGGUCUGACGCCAAUGACUAUGAACAAAAAACUAUUCUUCGAGUUAAACAGUUCGAUUCUGAUAGUGAUGAUGAACAAAAAAUACAUACAGGAGUUAUGAGACCAGUAGAAAUUGAGCCUAGAAAGACUUCAAUUCAAAUAAAUGGUAAUGAAUGUUACUCGACCAUGAAUGUUAACAGUGACACACCUAUUUAUUUGUCAUCAGUUGUCGUAAAUGAGGAUUAUGGAAAUUCCUGUAAUACAUAUCAAACCGGCACAACUGUGACCAUAAGUGUGGGAUCUCCACAACAACAAGUAAAAAAAUCAAAAAGCCAGAUUUAUAUCGGAGCUGUUCUUUCUCCAAACAACGAAAACAGAGUAGAAGCAAAUACGUAUGAAGAAUACUACAACGAAAGUAAUAGUGUCAACAACUCUUCCUCCGAUGUGUCUUCUUUUCUUAAAGAUCCAGUAGAAGCUGUAAGGCGAAACUUGAUUCCGCACGUGUGUGGCAAAACACAAGAAGGAAAUCAAAAUGUGUCUACUGACAGCGACAACAACAAGAGCAUGGAAAACGGUAGCUUUGUAUCAAAAUUAUUUGAUGACCCUUUCUUUGGACAUUUGGCAGAAGGUUUGGAUUCGGAUUUAGUAAAAAAGUUAAUAGAGAAUUCUUUAAUAAAACUUCAAGAAACUAAAAAUCUAGAAGGCACAGAUAGUAAUGAUAUAACAAUAGAAAAAUUGAUAGAAAGUUCUUUGAUGAGUUUAAAAGAAGAAGCGACUAAGAAUGUAAAUACCCAGGAAGAGGAACCAAAGAAUCAGAAUAGUGCCAAAGACAACGAGUCGAAAAAUAAAGAAGUAAUCGACCCGUCUGUCUGUCAAGAGAACGACGAUAAUGGCUGCUCUGCUCCCUAUGAAAGUAUGGAGUAUGAGAGCGGUGCUAUGGGUGUAUUUUCAGAUCUCGAACCGAUGUCUGACUGCUAUAAUGCCUCGGCGAGUGAGCUAUCUACAGAAGACGAUACAAAUUCGACAAGAUCGAAAUUUUACCAAAUGCUGGUAGACGCCGCGCUGUGUGAAAUAGAGAUUGCCAACAACACUGAUGACGACCAUCAUUACGAGUCAAUUCGGCUUAACACCGAUCCUAUUUAUGAAGAAAUAGGAGAUAUGCCACCGCCAUUACCUGUUAAUCCACCUCCCAACUCACUUUCAAUUCUUGAUGACGAGAAACGUAGCGGCUCCCGAUCAAUAUUUGAAGGUGCAUCAAAAUAUGAUAUUCUAUCUUACUUAGUGGAUGCUAAAGAAAGAGGCAUAGAUGAUGAAGAAACGUAUAUUACUAACUACGAAAACAAUGAUUCAUCGACUCUAUUAAAUGAAUCGAAAGAAAAAAGUAUAAAUAGUGAAAUUAUUGAAACACGUCUUAGUAGCAACACAAGUCAGUUAUCCAAUGCUUCUGAUUCAAGCGAAGAUAAUUCGUUAAUUAUUAAUCAUGAGACUUUAGAGAAAACAGCGGUAUGUAAGAAGACUUCUGCCGAAAUUGAAAGAAAUGAUUCUGGAGUUGGUUCAGAGACCAGUAAAUCUUCUAGAAGUCGUCUUCAAGGUAAAACCUCACCCUGUAACAGCUUAACUGAUAAGGACACUCCUAUUCAUCUUUGUGAAGAUUGUGACACUGCUGUGGAAACUCAAAUAACAGAACAAGGUACAAUCUAUGCGCCUUUAGUAUGUCGAAAAUGUGCCAAGAAACGAGCAGAAAGAAAAGAGAUUAUUACAGAAAUUGUUGAAACAGAAGAAAAAUAUGGACGUGAUUUGCAGAUUAUUCUAGAAGAAUUCUACAAACCUAUGUUGGUAGCAGGUCUGCUAACACAAGAACAACUGAGUGCAAUUUUCUUAAAUGUUGAAGAAUUAAUAGAAAAUAAUCAAGUGUUGUCUGAGAAAUUAAGAGAUGGACUUGAAAUCGCCAUGGAACAAGGAGACGAGGAUCUUUUAACAGUCAACGUCGGUAAGAUCCUGCUGGAGUGUUCGGGAAUGCUGACCGCGUUCCAGUCGUACUGCGUGAAGCAAGCUGGUGCUGCCCUGCUCCUGGCCGGCCUGGAGAAGGAGAAGGAACUCCUGAGGAUAUUCUUACGCGUCUCGCAAAUGGAAAACACCGUUUUGAGGAGAAUGAAUUUAAACUCAUUUCUCAUGGUGCCAGUACAACGCGUGACAAAAUAUCCACUUCUUCUCUCACGUCUGUACCGAGCGACCGCUGGUUGCGCGACUGAGCGUGAAGACGUGCGGGCGGCGCAGCGCUGUGUCGAAUCCCGCCUCGAGGAGAUCAACGCUGCUGCUGCAGCCGCGGCGGCUGCUGCGAGAGAUGUGCCUCUGUGGCGAAGACUAGCUGCAACGAGAAGGACAGCGCAUGAUCUCCAUGUAGCUGAUAUACGGCUGAGGAAGAUGGCGGUUGAUGUUCUGGAUUGGAAUCACGAAGAUGCUAGGUUCGCAAUGGAAGGCAAGUUGUUGUUCACCCAGCCGAACGACAACAACUGGCGGAAGGGCCGCACCAUCAAACUAACGCCGAUCAACGCCCUUUUGGUAACUAACGGAAAGCCAACGACUACCCACAAAACGAACGAGAUCCGCGAAACGCGGGAGGCGAGGGAUCGUGAAGCGAGAGAAAAGGAGGGGGAAACGCUCUUCGCCCGCAGUGGUGUGAGGGAAGCGGCUCUACUCCUGGUGAGGGAGAAGGCAGGAAGGUACACUCUCCAACGGGAGCCGCUGUUCCUGGACCGGUGUGUGGUGGCCGCGGAUCACGAGCCCGAGCACUUCUUCGAAGUCCAUGAGAUUACUACCAAGGACUCUUAUAUUUUCAAGGCGGAAGAAAACGCUCGCACCCGCUCCUGGUAUCGCCAACUCCAGUACCACGCGCAGGGCGCAGGCGCAUGGAGGAAGCGACGCAAUGCCCUCGCCAACAUCAUGAUCAACCCCAUGCUGACCAGGAACUGAAGCGUCACACACAAUAUCGAAGAAGGAAAUAAGAAUUGAAAACCAGCGGCGGAGGGUCCAUAUAACUUGAUUCCUGCCGGCUUCCCUUUUGCAACUUAUGUAAAAUCUAAUUAUCAUUGGAACGUUUUCAAAUCGCAUUUAUUCAUAUUAGAAGUACCUGUACAUUGUGUCGGGUUCUCCAAAAAAUGUGAAAGCCCUUCGCCACUGGUAAACACAAAAAUGACGAAUGAAUUUAUAUAAUGCCAUAUCAACUGAAGCAUAGAACGAAAAUAAAUAAGUACGAAAA
Molecule: messenger RNA, 4594 nt
Organism: Manduca sexta (tobacco hornworm)
Lineage: Eukaryota; Metazoa; Arthropoda; Insecta; Lepidoptera; Sphingidae
Gene: RhoGEF64C
Product: rhoGEF domain-containing protein gxcJ
Exons: 8
Coding region: 1018-4308 (1096 amino acids)
Biological process (GO): positive regulation of Rho protein signal transduction
Molecular function (GO): guanyl-nucleotide exchange factor activity
Source: RefSeq, a predicted model, not a curated record